GCACUUAGCACCUGAGUGACAGAAAGAGCUCUAAUUAAGUUUAGUAAUUUAUCUCACUCAGGGCACCGGCUUUUGAGUUUACGAGGGGCAUAGAAUAGAGAGGAGAAUGGAAAUUCAGAAGGAAGGUCAAGCAGCGGCGGCUAAAAUCUGGAAAUUCGUUUAUGGCUUUGCCGACUGUUUAGUCCUCCGAUGUGCCAUUGACCUCGGAAUUGCAGACAUAAUCCAUAAGCAGGGAGAACCCUUGACGCUCUCUGAACUGGGGGCUCAAAUUCCUGUGCAACCGGUCAACACCGAUCACUUGCACAGGUUAAUGCGUUACUUGGUGCACAUGAAGAUCUUCACCAAGGAAACCCUAGAUGGCGAAGCACGAUAUGGGCUGGCUCCACCGGCUAAGUUCAUUGUAAAAGGGUGGGACAAGAGCAUAGUGUCAAUCAUAUUAGUGGUCACCGACAAGGAUUUCAUGGCACCCUGGCACUGCCUCAAGGAUAGCUUGUGCGGCGAGGGGACAGCUUUUGAGAAGGCGUUAGGGAGGAGCAUAUGGACAUACAUGGCUGAUCAUCCGGAGAAGAAUAAGCUCUUCAAUGAAGGAAUGGCUUGUGAUACCAAACUCCUCAUAUCAGCCUUGGUUCAAGACUGCAAGGAUUUAUUCCAAGGAAUAAUGUCGUUGGUGGAUGUUGGUGGAGGCACUGGAACUGCCAUGAGAGCCAUUGCCAAGGCCUUUCCCCACCUAAAAUGUACAAUUUAUGAUCUACCUCAUGUCAUUGCCGACUCCCCUGAUUACCCUGAGGUCGACCGGAUUGCAGGCGACAUGUUCAAACACAUUCCUAGUGCCGAUGCCAUCUUAUUGAAGUGCAUCCUCCAUGACUGGGAUGAUGGUGAAUGCAUUGAAAUUCUAAAGCGAUGCAAGGAAUCAGUGCCUAGAGAGGGUGGAAAAGUUAUCAUCGUCGACAUAGUAGUAGAUUUGGAAUCUAAGCAUCCCUUAACAAAGACUAGACUAAGCUUGGAUUUGGACAUGAUGGUCACCACUGGAGGAAAAGAGAGGACUGAGGCAGAAUGGAAGAAGCUUUUGAAUGCUGCAGGGUUCCCUGUAUUUAAGAUUACACAUAUAUCUGCCGUUCAAUCUGUAAUUGUGGCCUAUCCUUAUUAGCCUUUUCUCUCUCUCUCCCCAGGUCCUAGCUACGUCUUCUUCUUCAAUACUAAUAAUAUUUUAUUUUUGGUCGGUUAUAUAUUAGUGUCAUAGGAUGGGUUCAAGUCUAAGGGCCUGUUCGUUUGCUCUCAAGUCAUCUGUAUGUGUAAUAAUUACAUUAAGAGGUAUAUUGGUAUUGGUGAACC
Molecule: messenger RNA, 1332 nt
Organism: Nelumbo nucifera (sacred lotus)
Lineage: Eukaryota; Viridiplantae; Streptophyta; Magnoliopsida; Proteales; Nelumbonaceae
Product: (RS)-norcoclaurine 6-O-methyltransferase-like
Molecular function (GO): O-methyltransferase activity; protein dimerization activity
Source: RefSeq, a predicted model, not a curated record